Anopheles moucheti is the source of this 3815-nucleotide messenger RNA. RefSeq names its product tetratricopeptide repeat protein 39B-like. The record is from RefSeq and is a predicted model, not a curated record. Bases 1020 to 2834 code for a protein of 604 amino acids. Gene Ontology annotation, molecular function: protein binding. NCBI's taxonomy places the organism in Eukaryota, Metazoa, Arthropoda, Insecta, Diptera, Culicidae. The transcript is spliced from 9 exons.
CAUCGUGAUUUGUUUUAGAGCGCUGUCCGUAUUAGCACGUUCAUAGUAUUAGUGUCUUUCGUUCGCGGUACGUUGACCGCUUUUGUCAUCACCCAAAAAUUGGGUGAUGUGGCCCCCUAGGAAAUGUUACUACCACCCACGAAUGGGUCAACGUGUUAAUAGGGAAGAAAAAAAUUAUGUCAAAUUUUCAAAUUAACUGCCAUCAAUUUGUUCGACUAAUUGUGCUUAUCUGGUUUUCGAUAAGAAUGUUUACGUGGAUGUUUGGGGUAGCAUAAAUCGGUCACAACUGGCAUAUGCACUGUUGUGCAAUAUGCCGGGCAAGGUACAUUUCGUAAAUCGCAAUUCUGACGAUCACUUUCGGCGUCGUUAAGCAUCUUUACGACGAGCAUCACAUUCUUAUCUUGAUUCCCAUAUAGGCCCCCGUCAACAAGGUGGGAAAAUUGUUAUCGUUCACAAAAGCGAGGCCGAAAAAGUGGGGAUACCCAUAUUGUAGCAUUCUGUACCUUUUUUCAAUAGGUUUUAUGUCAUAUUAAUUACAACAAUUUCACUGAACUGAACUGAAAAAAUACCGUCACUUCCCGCAGUUAUUUUAAACGUGGCAACAUUGUUGCUAUCGAAAAACAGCACGCGUAUGGUGCAACAGUUAAAACCAUGUAAAGGCGUUUUGAAAUUGGUGCUCAUUAACAUAACAAAACGAAGUAAUUCGUACGUAAACACCUGAAAGUGGAAGAAAACAAUAAACUGUGAAUAAAUUGCAAACGUCGCAAAAUGCUGGACACAUUCCGUUCUGUGUUGAUCGAAACAAAAAUUGCUCGUUCUAGUUUCAGAGUUAAUGGUUUGAAUAACACCUUCAGAAGCCACAAUCACACUGUAGAAGGCAAGUGGAAAGGUGCUGUUUGUUGGUGAAAAUUGCGGACGUGAGAGUAAAGUCCUCCACCGGAAGUGAUAUAAAGUGCAAUCUAGUACGAAUAGGAGUGCUUUUUCUAAACAAGGAAAUAAGCAGGCUUCCUUUGGCUACCAUGGCUACUGCAACGGCUGCCACAUCUUCAACUUCUAGCAACCAACAGCAGCUGCAAGCUUACGACGAUGAUGACGAGUUCCAGGAUGCUUGCGACGCUGAAACUGCCUCUGCAUCAUGUGCUUUGGAUUUAGAAACAGCACUUGUCGAGGCAAAAAUUGCGGUCGAUCUCUUCUUCAACAAUAAGUUUAACGAAGCUGAAGCCCUUAUGAAGCCUUUGGCAACAUCAAGCAUGUACCAUUCCGUGGGACACAGCGUUUUCACCUACCUGGAAGCGAUGCUUACGUUCGAGCAGCAGCACAUAGCAGCCGCCUCAGAAGCGCUCAAACAGUGUUUGAACGUUUGCAAUCGUUAUCGGAAAAAAAACACCCUUACGGAAACAAUAGGGAAAACGUUCAAGAAGGUUAAUUAUGAUCAGUACACCGAUUUGGAAGCACAUGCCGAACUGUGCUCAGCCGAGGCGCUGUUGCUGAAGGCAAUGCUAACCUUUAUAGAGGAUGAAACGUUAACCAGUCUGAUAAAGGGGGGAAUGAAGAUUCGUAAUUGCUUCGCCAUGUAUAAGGAAUGCAAUAACAUACUCACCCAUCGACAGUGGGAAUCGGAAAGCUCAAAGCUACACUUCGAAAGCGGCGUUCGCAUGGGUUUGGGCACGUUUAAUCUUAUGAUAUCUUUGCUACCGGCUCGAAUCAUAAAGCUGUUGGAAUUCAUCGGCUUUUCUGGCAACAAGCAAUCGGGCAUGCAAGACUUGAUCACCGGAUCACAAAGCGAAGGCAUUCGGCAGGUGCUGUGUGUGAUGACUUUACUAGGGUAUAAUCUGAUCGUGUGCUAUGUACUUAGUCACAAGGAAGGUGAUUUGCGCUUUUGUGAUGAGCUGCUAGUCAAACAACUGAAACAGUACCCGGACGGUGUUUGGUUCCUGUUCUUCAAAGGUCGUCUGGAGUUUAUGAAGGGUAACCUGGACGAAGCACUCAAAUGGUACAAAAAAUCGUGGAAAUCACAAAACGUUUGGCCCCAAUUCCAUCAUCUAUGCUUUUGGGAGUUACUGUGGGUAAAUUGCUUGCGGCUGGAUUGGCGAGAAUCGUUACUAUUCGCAACGUACCUUGUCGAGAACAGCAAGUGGUCGCGUACGAUUUACACAUAUCAGAAGGCGUCAAUCAUGUGCAUGCUGAAAACGGAGGAUCUGCAUUCCAGUGAGGUCCGCACAAUUGCUACGCUGAUGAAAGAGGUGCCUAAGUACAAGCAACGGAUAGCAGGCAAAUCAUUGCCCAUGGAGAAAUUUGCCUGCAAGAAGACGGAACGAUUCUUCGCCCAGCAGUCGUUCCUGUACGUGCCAGCGUUGGAGCUCAUGUACGUGUGGAAUCUGUUCAAGAUAUUGGGCAAACAUUUCCAUCUUGCUGACGGCGUCUUUCGGAUAGUGGAGGAGAAUCUCAAACACUAUGGCGAGCGUGUAAACUCCAAAUCAAACCCAACGUUCGGUGUGUACGCGGCGGACAACAAAGCUUUACUCUUGCUGCUAAAAGGUGCCUGUUUGCGGCAGAUGAACAGCCCUCUGCAAGCUACACGGUGCCUUGAGGAUGUUAUUGCCAUGUACAAAGAUAUCAAGGAGGAUCACUACCUAGUACCUUACGCAAUUGUGGAACUGGCACUGAUUUACAUCGAUCAAGGAAACAAAGAUCAAGCCGUAUUAGCUCUAGAGGAUGCUAAGAAAAAUUACAGUGGUUAUUCGCUAGAGUCCCGGUUGCAUUUCCGGAUACAUACGGCACUGAUAGAACUGAAAGGUAAAAGUUACGAAAACAUUCCUGCUGGCGGUGAAUGAAGGGAGAGAAUAUCAACCUUUCGCCAUGACUAUUCAACGAUUAUUUGAUAAAAGAAAUAUAUACAGGCAGUCCCCGAAAUAGCGGACCGCUAUGACCCGGGAAAAAUCCGCGUAUCACGAAUUUUUACUUUGGUCGAAUCUGGUAGUAAAACCGUUUAUACUUUAAAGUUGCAUAGUUGACUUCCUUCGCUGCACUUGUUUUCAUCAACAAUUCAGACGACUUUUUUAAAGAAUGCAUCAACAUAAUUGAAAUCAAAUGUUGUAUACCACAAAGGAAGGAAUUUUCAACGUUCACCGUUUUGCUUAAAUGCUAGAAAUUAACUCAGUUGCUAAAUUUCGAAAAACCACUUCUGUCUGAAUUCCCGUAUGAUAGGAUCCGCAUACUUUGGGGACUGCCUGAAUAAGUAAACUAACAACGACCAUUCUGAGUAAGACCAAACCAAACGUUACACUAAAGAAACCAUCGUAUAUGCAUCCAGCAAGGAUACAGUAUAAGUGGAGAGUACCAUCGAAUAUGAAUUAUUACGUUAUUACUACGUUAUUCGGAAUUAUUUGCUAGUCAUGAUUUUACAGAGUGAUCAUUUGAUACAACAUUUAUGAUACGAGCACUUGACUGCAGAAAAGUUAGGAUUAGCUUAUGUUUCAGGUUUUGUGACACAAGAUCGAUAUUACUAGUGAGGCAAACAGCAACAGCUCCACACAAACAAAUCAAAUCCAUAAAUGCGUAUAUCCAAACAAAAUACGAGUAAGCGUGGAUUUUUUCGUGUGCAAAAUCAUAGAUCAAUCGUUUAAAUCUUCACUAAUGAGGGAUAAACAUUAGGCAAUGUGGCAUAUUUUAAACAAGAGGUUUACUAUUUUCGGGGUUAUUUUAGAACAGAGUACUAAACAUCAUGGAAUGUAUGGAGGCGAAUUAUGGAAUAUGUUGUUGGUAUUAAAAAAUAAACUGAUAAUUACUACGAUCGUGGUAAAAAAUAUGAUCAA